ACCAAGGGAUAAAUAAAAAAAAAAACCACCAAGACCAACUAAGGAGAGUGAUUAUUGAUGUGGGAGGGUCAUCCGACCGGAGAGAAGAUGCACUGCGUCAAACUCAGACUCAUGCUUUUGCCAUCGCUACAAUGGUCUUUGAUCUCACCUCGGCCUCGUUCAAACCUCAAAACCAAAGUCAAGUGCUUUUCGUCUUAUUCUUCUUCGUUGCAGUACACACCAUGGUCUGGUCUUCAAACCUGGAGAGAUAGCGCGGUGAAUGAAGAUCGUAGUUGGGGACCCAAUGGUCCCCAACCAUUGCCCUUGCAGUCACAGCCCUCCACACCUGAUGCUUCGGGCGACUGUCAAAUAGCGGUGUCAUCAGCUUCGUCACUUGCGGAGCUUGGUGCUCUGGUUCUCUCAACCAGUGAUCCUCUCACAAAGUCCAGGCUUUCUCAUCUCGCUUACACCAGGUGGCGCCUUGAGAAUCUCCCUAUUGGGGUGGCCCAACCGCCGUCUCGGCCAGCUCGCCCCCCCAAACCCGAGUUGGUAUCCCCAAAGGAAAUUCCAGCUCCAAAAAACUCACUGUUGCCUCUCAAUGCUUAUAUGCUGCAUAAUCUUGCUCAUGUGGAGCUAAAUGCAAUCGAUUUGGCUUGGGAUACUGUUGUUCGGUUUUCACUAUUCAGUGAGACUCUUGAGGAGGGGUUCUUUGCUGAUUUCGCUCAUGUUGCUGAUGACGAGAGUCGCCAUUUUGCUUGGUGUUCUCAGAGACUUGCUGAACUUGGUUACAAAUAUGGAGACAUGCCUGCUCACAAUUUGCUUUGGAGGGAGUGUGAGAAAACAUCUGAUAAUGUUGCUGCACGUUUGGCAGCAAUCCCACUAGUCCAGGAGGCUAGAGGACUUGAUGCUGGGCCUCGACUUGUGCAAAGAUUGGUUGGUUUUGGAGACCUCAGAACGUCAAAUAUUGUCGCAAGAAUUGCUGAUGAAGAAGUCGCACACGUAGCUGUUGGUGUGGAUUGGUUUAUUGGUGUUUGCCAGAAAUUGGGUCGGCCUCCAUGCUUCACUUUUAAAGACUUGUUAAAAGAAUAUAAUGUGGAGUUAAAGGGGCCCUUCAAUUAUUCAGCUCGAGAUAUAGCUGGCAUUCCACGUGAUUGGUACGAUGUAUCUGCUUCGAACAAACAAGAUGAAAAUAAGCAGCUUUCUGCAGUUUAUGAGAGGCUUGCUUCAAUCAUAUCCAUGGAGAGUCAGAAUUCAAGUUUGAAUACCCCUUCUGAAUGAUGAUUCUCUUGAAAAGACAUUGGACCCAAACUAUUCCCAAAGUGGUAUGCAACAUAUCGCUCGUAUAAAUUUUCUAAAAGUUGUCACAAGAGUCAGCUUCUGGUUUUACCUUAGGGAGUACUGGUUCUUAGCCUUUGAGUUGUUUAUCUUUAUCUUUUCUAACAGCUAUUAUUUUGGUUGGCUAUGAUAAUCAACAGAAAAUGCUUAGAUAGGAAACUAAGUAUACUAAUUACAUUGUGCAAGGGAGCCAUUUGUUUUUCCCUUGUAGCUAUUUUGUAAAUUCUCUUCUUUUUUACACCUCAUAUAUAUUUAUUUAUUGAAGCUCAAUUCUGUAAUGAGUUAUUAAAGAACAUUAACUUAAAUAAUCAUACCUUUGUAAGACAGGCAGCUUUGCAAAUCAGGUGGUAUUUGGGUAGAGACUUAAUAAUCAAUUUUAAAUGUUUGAACCUUCAGGUUCAUACUCUUAUUUUAA
This is a messenger RNA of Humulus lupulus (European hop), 1729 nucleotides long. RefSeq lists its product as uncharacterized. The record is from RefSeq and is a predicted model, not a curated record. Lineage: Eukaryota; Viridiplantae; Streptophyta; Magnoliopsida; Rosales; Cannabaceae. Bases 58 to 1257 code for a protein of 399 amino acids. The transcript has 7 exons.